AUGAAUGAAAGAGAUGAAUGUUCGGCUGUUAGAGCUAUUAGAGCUUUAGUUGGAGUUAGAGGUGGAACUAAAGUUGGAACUGAAAUGGAGCUAGAUGGGGCUAGAGUUAGAGCUGUUAGAGUUGUAUCUAGAGCUACAGCCGGAGUUAACCUUAUAGUUGGUACUGGACUUGGGGCUGAAGUUGAAGCUAAAGUUGGAGAAUAUGAGUCUUAUGGAGGACUUGUGUUUGUGGAUUUAUCCAUGGUCUCCACUGUUGUUACUACUCUCAUACCUCCCUAUACCUACACGGAGUAUACCGUAACCCUAUAG
Molecule: messenger RNA, 309 nt
Organism: Sclerotinia sclerotiorum 1980 UF-70
Lineage: Eukaryota; Fungi; Ascomycota; Leotiomycetes; Helotiales; Sclerotiniaceae
Exons: 5
Coding region: 1-309 (102 amino acids)
Source: RefSeq, a predicted model, not a curated record